Molecule: messenger RNA, 3065 nt
Organism: Cydia splendana
Lineage: Eukaryota; Metazoa; Arthropoda; Insecta; Lepidoptera; Tortricidae
Product: lysoplasmalogenase TMEM86A
Exons: 3
Coding region: 191-910 (239 amino acids)
Cellular component (GO): membrane
Molecular function (GO): hydrolase activity
Source: RefSeq, a predicted model, not a curated record
GUCUUACGUUCGCGCUUCGCGCACCCGCCGAGGGUCUGUCAACGGAAGAAUCAAUCAAAACAAACAUUGUUAUUUUUAGUGUCGGUGCUUCGCGGGGAGGCGCUAUUCGCUAACCAGCGGACGGCGCGCUACGACGCCGGCAGUGCGCAGUUUCGCUACUCUUCUAAACAAGUUACUCGAGGCACGAGCCAUGUUUUCGCCCUCUGAUUUGAUGAAGCGUGUCGGCGUGGGCGGCGGGCUGGUGCCGUUCUUCAAGUGUGUGUGCGUGUACUUCCUGGCCGCCAGCGGAGCGCCCAGCGCCGGCGCCGCGGCCGCCAAGUGCGCGCCGGUGUUGUGCCUGCUCGCGGCCGUGCUGCUGCUACAACCGGGGCCCCCGCAACCUGCUGACCCUGACCCUGACCAUGAUAAGGAGAGACGGCGUUACGCGCGGCGCAUCGCCCUCGGGCUGGCGCUCUCGGCCCUGGGCGACGCCCUGCUGGUCUGGGAGCAGCACUUCGCCGCCGGCAUGGCGGCCUUCGCUCUCGCGCACGUCGCCUACAUGAGCGCCUUCCGCGCGCGAGCGGCCCGGCGCCGCGCCGGCCUGCUGCUCUACGCCGGCGCGGCGGCCUACUGCGCCGCCGUCACGCCGCCGCCGGCGCUGGCCGUGCCCGUGCCGCUGUACGCGGCGCUGCUGGUGAGCAUGGCGUGGAGAGCGCUGCGCACGCUGCCCGAGAACACGUGUGCGCGGUCGUACGCGGCGCCCGCCGGCGCGUUACUCUUUGUCCUCUCUGAUGCGUUGCUAGGUUACUCUCUAUUCGGCGGUCCGCUGCCGUACCGCCGGGUGCUGGUGAUGUCGACGUACUACUUGGGGCAGCUGGGGCUGGCUCUGAGCGCGUUGCUGCCGCCCCCCCUCCCGCUCUCCACACAAUAAACUUCUCUUCCGUUAAUGUUAUGGAGCGUUGGUCCUAAUAUUAGUAGCUUGGUUAUUUUUAAAGCUUUAAUAGAAAGUCAGUCAUCUUUCGAUCCUACUUUGAGACAUAUCAGAUGAUCCCUGAAGCCUGCAAUAAGACCGCCUGUGUUGUCUGCCUCUAUAUGUAAUCAAUUGAUUUUAUUCUGAAACUAUGUGCAAUCAAGAGUUCCAGUAUCAAAGGGGAGAUAAGCUCUCUAUGCAACAUUUGGCUUGAUAUGUACCACAGAACUUACGCCUUAUUCAUUACUAAAUAAGGACGGAAUUAAUAUAGCAAAAAAUAACCAAUCUACUGAGAGGCCAUGGUGUUGGGUAGAUGUAAGCGUCCGUCGGACGGGACGGCGACCGGUCUGUGAUAUGUGCUCGGCUCUUAUUGGAUGUUUUAGUCCUCUUUACCUAUAAUAUAUUUUGUAUUUAAGUAUAACAACAUUUAACUGGUCAUCGUGGACCUUGUGCCAUCGCAAUAAGGUUUACAAAGUGUCAGUUAACUAACAAUGUGGACGAUGGAAAUAAAAUGGAAAUAAUGGACGCACAUGUCGGCCUUCUAAGCUAACUUUGCACCGACUUUAAACUUUGAGGGAUAUGUGUCAUCAUAAACGUAUAAUGACACAUAUCCCUCAAAGUUCAAAAUUAAAAUAUGACGUUUCAUAUUUUCAUAGAAAUUUGACAUGAUGACUUCGUCACACUUUGUCAUUGCAAAUGGCAUGCAGAGUUAGUUUAGUCCGACUCUGUGUCCGUGGAUCCCAUUCGCUGUUAAAAUUACAAUAUGAUCUGAAAUUUCAUAGAUGUCGAGUUUAAAAAAUUGUCUUAUACCUACUUAUUUUUUGAAAUGUGUGGGCACCUUGUAAGCCUUUGUAUGCAUUUGAUUACAAUUAGAUGUUAUUAGGCACACUAUUCGAAAGCACAAUAUGCGAAAGGGAAUUUCUUUAGAAAUUGUUAAGUUUUUGAAACAGGAAAUAUGGAUAUUCACUCGUGCCAGUUGUUGUACUGUUGAAAUCUCACUCAACGCGGUGGAAUUAGCAUUUUUCAGGCAGCUCUGUUAAGUAUAAAAGUUAUUAGUGUUGUUAAUUAUGUUUCGUGUAUAUAAAGAAGUGAUCUGUUAGAACUGAGUGCAUCAUGAACGAGCUCUUUACGAGCGUUGUUCCCAAUCUUUGUAUGUAGUCUGUAUGUGCAAGUUGCGAAACUUUACAACAAUUUAGAUAAUUCUUCUUCUGUAAAACUGCAUAAGAAAUAAGGUCAAUGUGGAGAAGACCGCCAUAGUUUUUGUUGGAAAGACUGUCAUAGGACGUAGUCGCUCAGGCACAGUCAGAACAGUCUUUCCGUAAGUGGAGUACGUGUUACAAACGCAACAGUUAGAAGCGAUAACAAAGAAAUAACUUACAUACGGUCUUGUCUUAUUCCCCAAAUUGACUUUAAGGAAUUGUCAAAAUUUUCCGGGAACUUAUCCAAAGUUUUGGGAAUCCUUCCCCAAUUUACACAUCUGCGAUGUAGAGUAUAUACCUAUGUGUUGUAAGUAGUGUGUCGGAGCGCGAGGCGCCGCCGCGACCCUUCCAAGGCGGCGGCGCGCGGCGCGGCCAAAUGUAGUUACUGUAGCCCUCAGCCCGCCUACCCUAGACGUAAGCUAACUUUAUCGAUAUAGACUGUCUCCUAAUCAUAACAAUCUCACUCGUGGAUCUGCGAACUAAACAAACAUAUCUGGAAAUGUAUUUUUCUAUUCGCGGUAGAGGAGUAGAUUUUUCAAAAUAAGCACGAUUUCAAGUAUCAAGUAGUUGGAGUAUGCUGUUUCAAGAUUCACCGUAAUAUCGAUGUUACCAGUACUCACAUACGACAGACUUUAAAACAAUUCGUAAUUUUGAUCAAUUUUAUCUCAAUUAAAGUAAAAGCAAAUAAAAAACGUUGACCUAGAUUAUGUGGUCCAUGGAUCAUAUACAUAAUGACAUUUAUUAGGUGUGGUUAUGGUUAGUGUAUGUUAUAUAUAUAUUUAAUAAGUGAAUUCCUUAUGUAGAGUAAGCGUAGAAUAGGGGAUGUGCAAUUUUUAGAACAUUGUUUAAGCAAAUCAUAUUUUAUUAUAAUGUUAUCUGUACGUGUUAUACAUAUAAAAUAAACGGAGAAGGUUAAA